UAUAAAGUGGAUGUCUCAGACCCACGCUAUGAUCGCUUUAGUCAUGGCAGCUCGUUUUGGCCUUGUAAUCAUGGCUGUUUUAGCUGCUGCUUUUGCUGAUCCAGAUAUCAAAGUAAUAUGUGAGAGUGACUCUGUCCGGGUCAUAUGGAGGGUGGGUCCCCAGUUUGUGCCGUAUGCAGCUCGGUUCUUCCUCGGAAACUGCAUGCCGUCAAAGUGGAUGGUGUUGCCCACAGGAGAGGGAGAAGCACAUUUUAACUAUAAGUUUUCUGACUGCAGGUUUACAAAGCAGAUAAAAGGGAAACACUUAGUGUAUCAAAGUGAACUGAGCUUCAGGCCGCAGGCAAAACCAAAACCUGCUGUUUUCAAGCAUCCAGUCAAUUGUGUCUAUAAAAGGCCUGAUGACUGGGUGCCAAAGUUCUUGAACCCUGGAUCUGGUGUUUCAUCAGGUCAGAGUAAGCUGGUCUUCCGCAUGGCCCUCCUCAACGAGCAAUUAACAGGUGUCGCAAAGACRAAUGUGAUCCCACUGGGUUCGUUCAUGCCGAUCUGGGUAGCAGUGGAACAAAAGGCUCACCAGCCGCUGCUAAUGCUGAUGGACGAAUGUGUUGCAGCCACCACCCCAGAGCUGCAGCCCAACACCCAGAUCUACCCAAUCAUUGGCAACAACGGAUGUCUUUUUGAAAGCAAGAGGGGAAGCUCGAUGUUCCUUCCUCGGUACCACUCUUCAGCUAUUGUCCUGUACCUUCAGUCAUUCAAGUUUAAUCUAGGAGGCGAGGUGUACAUCCACUGUAAUCUGGUUGUAUGGGACACAACCAAUCUUGGUAGACAAAAGAAGGCUUGCCAUGUAAAGGACAGUGGAAGUUGGGAACUACUUGAUGACCCAUCCAGAAGCUCCCUGUGUGACUGUUGUGACACUGUCUGCUCGCCUCGAAACAAAAGAUCUGAACAGGAGUCUCACAGCAGGAGUUUCAAGUCUGUGUUGGGACCAAUUAUCAUAGUGGAUGAAUCUGACUCAAAGAUCUCACUUUAGCUUUUACAAAUGGAAAGGAUCUGGUCAAGCUUGGAGACCUGGCUGCUGUAUCUGCUUUUUGAUUUAACUGCCACUACUGUAAAACUUGUGAAAUAAAGGUUUUGUUGUUUUGACUUGA
This is a messenger RNA of Austrofundulus limnaeus, 1145 nucleotides long. RefSeq names its product zona pellucida sperm-binding protein 3. The coding region runs from base 11 to 1027 and encodes 338 amino acids. The transcript is spliced from 10 exons. Gene Ontology annotation, biological process: positive regulation of acrosome reaction; egg coat formation; binding of sperm to zona pellucida. The record is from RefSeq and is a predicted model, not a curated record. Gene Ontology annotation, cellular component: extracellular matrix. Lineage: Eukaryota; Metazoa; Chordata; Actinopteri; Cyprinodontiformes; Rivulidae. Gene Ontology annotation, molecular function: acrosin binding.